GUAUGGGGCAUGGAAAUGAACAUGGCCAUAGCAAAAUGGAACUCCCCGACUACAGGCAGUGGAAGAUAGAGGGUACGCCACUAGAGAAGGUCCAAGAAAGGCUAGCUAAACGGGGUCUUAGGGAUCCGUGGGCUCGUAAUGAAGCCUGGAGAUAUAUGGGUGGCUUUGCAAAACCUGUCACCUUAACAGAAGUUUUUGCUAGGGGACUCAAGUGGGGAUUUGCAGCUUUCGUCAUAGCUCUUGGCAUUGAAUAUACACUGUUUCCUCCAAAGAAGAAUGGAGGCCAUCACUGAAGAUCAAAUAUGACAACUUAUUAAUUACUAAACUGAAACAUACAUAAGCCUGCUGCUCACUAUGUACUUAUAAAAUGCAUAUUAAAGUCUAUCACAGG
This is a messenger RNA of Opisthocomus hoazin, 391 nucleotides long. The record is from RefSeq and is a predicted model, not a curated record. NCBI's taxonomy places the organism in Eukaryota, Metazoa, Chordata, Aves, Opisthocomiformes, Opisthocomidae.